Molecule: messenger RNA, 3133 nt
Organism: Trifolium pratense (red clover)
Lineage: Eukaryota; Viridiplantae; Streptophyta; Magnoliopsida; Fabales; Fabaceae
Product: kanadaptin
Exons: 12
Coding region: 137-2560 (807 amino acids)
Molecular function (GO): mRNA binding; protein binding
Source: RefSeq, a predicted model, not a curated record
AGAAAGGAAACGAUUAUAUUAGAAAUCAAUGUGAUGGUUUAUCUCUGAUUAGUCCUGUUAAUUCGUACUUCUGAAUAUCCAAAGAGAAACAAAUUCAAACCGUUGUAGUUAGUUGCUCUCAAUUCUUCGACUUACAAUGACGAACUCAAUGGGUCCUCCACCUCCCAAAAACCCUAAUCCUAAUCCUCACUCUUCCCAAUCCACCACCAAUCAACCACCACUAUCACCGCCACCGUCUCAUUCCACCACCAAUUCAUCACUACCUGAACAACUACCACCGUCCGAUUCCACCACCAAUUCAUCGUUUCCCGAACCACCACCACCGUCCGAUUCCACCACCAAUUCAUCACUACCUAAAAAACUGCCACCUUCCGAUUCCACCACUAAUUCAUCAUUUCCAGAACCACCGCCACCACCGUCUGAUUCCACCACCAAUUCGUUAUUUCCCGAACCACCUCCACCGUCGGAUUUUAAAACCCCUAAACCUUCUCAAGGUGUAGCGGUUCCGUAUAAGAUUCCUAAUUGGAGUGCUGCACCUUGCCAUGAAUUCUAUCUUGAGGUUCUCAAGGAUGGUUCCAUUAUUGAUAAAUUUAAUGUGCAUGAGAAAGGUGCUUAUAUGUUUGGAAGAUUGGAUCUUUGUGACUUUGUGCUUGAACAUCCUACUAUUUCUAGGUUUCAUGCUGUUAUACAGUUUAAGAGAAGAGGAGAUGCAUAUCUCUAUGAUCUCGGGAGUACUCAUGGCACAUUUUUGAACAAAAAUCAGGUGGAGAAAAACACGUACAUUGACUUGCAUGUUGGUGAUGUCAUUCGAUUUGGCCGGUCAUCUCGGAUAUUUAUUCUUCAAGGACCAUCGGAGUUGAUGCCUCCUGAGACAAAUGUAAAACUUAAAAGAGAAAUGAAGAUGCGGGAAGUAAUGCGUGAUAGGGAAGCUUCACUCCGACGAGCAAAGCUGGAAGCAUCUGCUGCUGAGGGUAUAUCAUGGGGUAUGGGUGAGGAUGCCAUUGAAGAAGAUGAGGAUGAUGUUGAAGAAAUAACGUGGCAGUCAUAUAAAGGACAGCUUACAGAAAAACAGGAAAAAACCCGUGAGAAAAUAAUAAAAAGAAUGGAAAAGAUUGGUAACAUGAAGAAAGAAAUAAAUGCUAUACGAGUUAAAGACAUUUCUCAGGGUGGGUUAACUCAGGGUCAACAGACUCAGAUUGCUAGGAAUGAGCAAAGAAUGGCACAGAUAUUGGAAGAACUUGAAAAUUUGGAAGAAACACUGAAUGAUAGUAUUAAAGAAAGUUUAGGUGCACGUACGGGAAAGCCAUCUCAUGGGAAGAAGAAAGGUGCAGUGGAAGAAGAAGAAGAUUAUUUUAGCGAUGAUGAUGAUGAUGAAUUUUAUGACCGUACAAAGAAAAAGCCUUCUCAAAAGAAGCCCGGUGACAACCAGUCAAUCGAGACUGCAGAGACUCUUCUUGAUAAGAGAGAUACUAUUGUGAAGGAAAUGGAUGAAAAGAAUGAGUUGCUUAUGACUGAGAAGAACAGAAUGUUGUCCGAGAGUACCACACAACAAGCUGAGGUUGAUGAUUCACUUGAUGCUUACAUGUCUGGACUUUCAUCUCAACUAGUGUAUGAUAAAAGUGCGAAGCUUGAGAACGAAUUAGCAACUCUUCAGUCUGAGCUAGAUAGGUUAUCCUACCUGUUGAAGAUUGCUGACCCAACAGGAGAAGCUGCUAAGAAAAGAGAGUUAAAAGCACUAGAGCCCAAACCAGAAAAACCCGAAGAAGUUGCCUCUACUAUCAUGAAGAAACCACCUGCAGAAACCCAGAAAAGCAGUGAGCCUUGUGCGAAGGAAGACAACAAUAAACCACAUGUGGAAACCCAGAAAUUUAGUGAUGCUUGUGUUAUGGUAUCUGACAAUAAACCACAUGUGGAAACCCAGAAAAUUAGUGAUGCUUGUGUUAAGGCAGAUGACUCUGUUAAUGAAGCGAAACCUGCAGCCACAACUGUGGAUUUGGAUAAGUCACAACCUGGGCAUGACAAAUCGGAGACUGAGAAUGCUGUAUUUGUUGUCCCAAAGCCUCAGUGGCUUGGAGCUGUAGAGGACAGGGUUACAGAUGAUAAGCAACAGCUGGCGACCUCUCUUCAUCCGCAUGAGAUGGACGAAUCUGAUCAGUUUGUUGACUACAAAGACAGGAACAAAAUUUUGGGUGGUGAUGAUGAUGCAAGCACUUCACUGGAAUCUAGAAUUCAGUCUGCUGCUCCUGGUCUAAUUUUAAGAAAACGGAAGCAAGUUGAGAUAACUGGAACAAGCAGUAGUGAUGCCUCUCAGCAGUCGACGUCUUCCACCUCAGGUGAACAAACGGCUGAGGAUGCUGUGGCACUAUUAUUGAAGUACAAAAAGGGACUAUAUGCUGCUGAUGAUGUAAGAGAUGAAAGCCAAGAGAAGAGGCCUAAACGAGUGCUUGGGCCUGAAAAACCAUCAUUUUUAACUGAUGAGACAAAUAAUGCAACAUGGGUUCCUCCCAAAGGACAAUCAGGUGAUGGGCGAACUUCCUUGAAUGAUAAAUAUGGCUACUGAGAUAGGAUGAAGUAAAACAUUGUUCAGUGGAAGAAAGGAGUUCAGACUCUGCAUAUUUACCUGAGAAUGUAUCAGUGAAGGAUCUGGCUGAACCUGCUCAGUAUUGACAUACUUCCGUAGAGCUGGAUAAUGUAUGACUUUCAGCGACCUACUUUCUUUGCUAAGCUGAACUGAGAGAAUGAUCAAGUUUGUUGGUGAAAGGACUACUGUAAGUAGUAUAACUGAGAAAGGGCAGGGUAUAAGGUCUAAAAGUAGUUAACAUUGCCGGUUGAGUUCGACUUUGCUUAUUACUAAUGACAUGCCUCCCUCGUGUACAGUCACAUGAAUUGCAUAGCGAGUUGCUUUUGUUUCUAUGAGAAGUUCUGAAUCAAGUGGCCAAUACUACCAAUGAAGAUUAACCCAAAAAUCAUAGACAACUGCUGCUGUCCUUUGGAAACAUAUUUAAGCAUUUAAGCAUGAGAAACAUUUAUUAUUCGAUAACAAUUUUGUUUCGCUUGUUAUUUGCUUCCAGAGGAGAGUAAAAGGUUAUGGUUAGUAUUAAAAAGUAAUUAUAUAAAAAGAAAGCUUUUGCAA